UCUAAGGGGUGCCAGGCCAUAUUUCUGAGACAAGAUAGAAGCCUCCAACUAAAAUUCAGCUGUGGGAGUUGAUAAUCCGUCGCCAAAUUUGCAUUGGUGGUUAUCCUAAUUUCUGACAACCUAUCUUUCAAGCUAUAAGGAUGGACCCAGUUCAAGGGAGUAGACAAUCCACCACCAAAAUGAUGACUGCAAUUCCUACUCUCCUGCUCUGUUUCUUAUCACUCAAUCAUGUUUCUGCCCAAGCUACACAAAAACAAAUCAAGGAUUUUGAAGUUCAUAAUAGAGUAGAUUGUGACACAGAAACAAAUUGCAGUUUGUUCUCUGGGAUAUGGGUUCAUGAUCCCUCCUAUCCUCUCUAUGAGGCUUUAGAAUGUCCUUACAUUUCGAAAGAGUUCGAUUGCAAAGCAAAUGGUAGACCAGAUUCUGAUUAUCAGGAGUGGAGAUGGCAGCCAAAUGGUUGUGAUACUCCAAGGUUCAGUGCCAGGGGCUUUCUGGAGAAGCUGAAAGGGAAGAAGUUAACUUUUGUUGGUGACUCCAUAACCCAAAACCAGUUUCUGUCUCUGGUUUGCCUCGUCUCUAAAGAGUUUCCAACUACAUUCGUUCCGACAAGUUCUAAGAAUGAUAAAUUCAUUUCAACUGACUAUAAUGUUUCGAUUGAGCUUUAUUGGGCUCCAUUUUUGGUUGAGCGUGAGGUCAACGAUGAGGGUGAGAGAAUUCUUCAUGUGGAUCAGAUCCAAAACAACUCAACUCGUUGGAAGAUGGCCGAUGUCCUCAUCUUUGAGUCAUCUAAAUGGUGGCCAGAGACUUUGGGCUCACAAAGAUGGGACAUAGUCAUGGAAGGCAAGCAAAAGUACACCGACAUGAAGCCACUGGUAGCUUACAAGAAGGCACUGACUACAUGGUCACAAUGGGUAUCUUCAAAUCUGGAUCCCCAAACUCUGGUCUUCUUUCGCGGCAGCUCAUUCGGGCAUUACGACAGUCAUAAAAGAUGCGACAGUAAGGAGCCCAUUGAAGAUCCCUCAUACGACCCUCAGCCAACUGCUCAUGCGGCCAUACUCAAGGAAGUUCUGAGCACCACUGAAUUUCCAGUAAAACUCUUCAACAUAUCCCAUAAUUCAGCAUUUCGCAGAGAUGGGCAUCCCUCAAUCUACACGAAUCUUAACGUUAGUGGCCCUGAACACCAGGAUUGUACACACUGGUGCUUACCAGGCGUUCCUGAUAGCUGGAACCAAUUAUUGUAUGCAACCUUACUCUCGACCUAACCAUUACAGCUCACCUCCCAUUUAUUUAAUUUUACUAUUUCAAUCUGUUCUUCAUGGGUGUAAUGAAAUUCCUCAUGAAUGUGGGAAUAAAAAAGUAAAAGUCUCAUUUUUCUGUCUCUGUCACACUGUUCACCAUUGGUUCUGUUUGUGUGUCACACUAUUCACCACCGUUUCCGUUGCCCCGUUAUGUGAGGGCCCACCAAGCUGGGAUUGGGUCACAUGGAGACAUUCAUACGUCCGAGGGCUUUUUCUCUGAAAUGGUACAAUAAAAUAAUGUACACGCAAGUAACUAUGUUACUUGGCGUUUAUGUUAGUUAAUUCAUCGUUUUCGUGAAGGAAUGUCUUUAUUGCUCAAAAGAAGAAACGUGUUAUAUGCAUGGAAUGGGAUCUAAUUAUUCUUUCUUUAGUCUAAUGGACAGCAUGAGUGGCUGCAAUAUAAAAAAAAUAAAAAAUAAAAAAUUUGCUGGA
Messenger RNA from Cryptomeria japonica (Japanese cedar), 1730 nucleotides. Its product is annotated as protein trichome birefringence-like 36. Gene Ontology annotation, molecular function: O-acetyltransferase activity. The transcript has 5 exons. The coding region runs from base 141 to 1262 and encodes 373 amino acids. Lineage: Eukaryota; Viridiplantae; Streptophyta; Pinopsida; Cupressales; Cupressaceae. Gene Ontology annotation, cellular component: Golgi apparatus. The record is from RefSeq and is a predicted model, not a curated record.